Molecule: messenger RNA, 3790 nt
Organism: Exophiala mesophila
Lineage: Eukaryota; Fungi; Ascomycota; Eurotiomycetes; Chaetothyriales; Herpotrichiellaceae
Exons: 5
Coding region: 202-3351 (1049 amino acids)
Source: RefSeq, a predicted model, not a curated record
GUCCUUGCAAUACCACUCAAGAUCAUAUCAUUAUCCGCGAUCAACAGAUGACUGAUCUAGGGAUGAUGACUUCGUUUGCUUUCACUUUCACGUAAUGGCGGUCUUAUUUGUUGACUGUCCCUCAACCUCAACACAUCUCCCUCUUCAGUCUCACUUCCUCAGAAUCCAUCCUAGCCUACAACUUGACCCUCACCCAGCGACAUGGCGGACUGGGACUUUGCCACAUUAGCAGAGACUGUCAGCUGUCUCGGUCUGGAAAAGAUACCAGACAAACUACACUGCAACGUCUGCAAUAAGUUCAACUUCAAUGCCUUCAAGACCACUUGCUGUGACACGGUUAUUUGCGAGCAAUGCUUUACCUCCCAUCUCGACCUCACCUGUCCGAAAUGCGACCACAAACCCUUCAACAGCGAAACCUGCAAGCCCAACAAAGCGAUGCGUAUGACUGUCAAAUCCUAUCUCAAGACUGUGGAAAAAGCAAAAGCCGAGGCUGAAGCAAGAGCCAUCGCUGCUGCUGCUACUACUGCCACAACCGUAUCAUCCAACAAAAUAUCACCUUCCGAAGAUGCGAUCGUAAGGCCAAGCGGGGACAGCCCUCAAGAUGAAGCCACCAUUAUCCCACCCGCAUCGGCCGCCACAGAGAGACUCUCAGAAGAGCCUGGCGACGAUGUGCAACCCUCAAUCGAAGAUCCUGAUGCCGCAGACCUCGACGAUGAGGAUAACGUCCACAUCCAAGUCGAAGCAGAAGAUGAAGAAGAUGAACUACCUCCACAGAUGAUGACGGAAGAAGAUGACUCUGAGAAUCCUUUCAACGAAAGUCUCAACAAUAGCAACGCCAUUCAAAACGCGACCAAAUCCCAGUCGUUUCCAAACAACCAAGAUCAGUUCUUCAACAACGGCAUGGAUCCCAAUGAUUUUUCCAACAUGAUGACCGGCUUCAACAACAUGGACUACAGUCAGAUGAUGCAGAUGAUGUCAAACGGAAUGGGUAACUUCAAUGCUAUGAUGGGUAUGCCCUUGGGAAUGAAUCCAAUGUCAGCAGGCAUGUUUGGCGGAUUUGGUGGCCCAAAUGGAGGCAUGAAUAACAUGAAUGGUGCAAACUUGGGGAUGGAUUUUAAUCCCAAUCAAGGCAUGUAUUCAGGCUUCAAUGGCCAAAACAACAGUAUGUGGCAGAAUAAUAAUCCAAAUGCAUACCCGAAUGGCAUGGGUGGUGACUUUGGUUCCAACUUUGGUUUCAAUAUGGGCCCCUCAGGCCCCUCUCAACAAAUCCUCAAUGGUGAUUUCUCAUCUGGAUUUGGCGGCCGCGGCUAUGGUCGAGGUCGUGGACGGGGCCGUGGUGGCUAUGGUCGUGGUCGUGGUAAUUUCACCCAGUUCUCGCAGUUUCAACAACAGGACUAUCAGUACGGUGCAAGCCAGAAUCCCUUCGACAAUGCGAGACAUCAACAUCACGACAGUGACAGACACAAUUCAAAUAACCACGCCAAGCUUGAUGAUGAUAUUGACCAAGACGCCGAGUUCGCACCUGGUGGUCAGGACGACGUUCAGGAAGCUUUGGGUGAGGACUAUACCAAGACGACCUCCAACGACAAGGCGUUGGCAAACCCGCUCGAAACUGAUCAUGAUGUGCCUGGGGAGAAUAUCUCCGAGCGUGAAAUAGCACCUGAGGUCAAUGGCAUGAAUGGCCAUGAUGAAGUUCAUCCGAUCACCUCGAUCGCUGAUGACGGUAUUGAUGCCAGGGCUUCUGAACGACCCAAGCCAAUCCCAGCUGCAUAUGAAGAGGAUCUACAAGGUCCCAUGGCUCCUCCAACCGCCCCAUCUGGUCCUUCCGCACAGUAUGAAUUCGGAGGCUAUCGUGGUCGAGGGCAUGGUAGAUUUGCAUCUCGUGGUCGUGGUGCUUUUCCUUCUAUGCAAAAUGGACAUUCCACGCAUGUGAAAUCUGGUUCGCAAACCCCACAGAACUCAUCUGCUGGAACAGGCGUGGUAGGGGCUCCGACAGGUCCUAGAGCGAUGCGUGAACCCCCUGCUCCAUCUCGACCAAUCUCUCGUUCGGCGAGUUCUGGUUUCCAAAUCAUGGGUCGAGCCUCACAAGAUCCUCACCGAUCCCAGUCUCGUGGUUUUGAGCGUGCAGCUAGCCCAGCCCCCGUCGGUGAGCGUGAUGACUUGAAGCAAAGAGACGAUUCCAGGCGACCUUCGAAACAGGAAUCCCUACCAGGCUCCAAAAAUGGCGGAGAAGACCCACCCAGCGAGCAUCGGGACAAUGAUGAGGAUAGACGUCGCCGAAAGCCCACCAAUCGCGAUGGCUACGAUGACCAGAGGCGAGGAGAUCGAGAAGCAUCUUAUUCAGCUUCAGAAUACUCGGACAAGCGGGCAUCACGGCAUCCUCGUGGAGAGAAGGAUAAACAUACGUCUACAAAGUAUCCUGAACGUCGACCCCGGCGUUCUGAUGAAAUUGACAAAUUGAAUGGUGAUUCUGCGAUGAGUGGCUAUGAAGAUUCGCCAAAGUCAUAUCGCGACAAGUAUGACAGUGACGGCAAAACUAGACACAAGGGCAGUAGAUCAGCUAGGUACGAAGAUGGCGACCGUGACCGGGAGUCAAAUCGAGACCGCCGGAGGGAACGAGAGAGAGAUCGCGACCGCGAUCGAGACCGAGACCGCGACCGCGACCGCGAGAGAGAACCAGACAGGGAACGAGACAGAAAUCGAGAACGUGACCGUGACCGUGAUCGUGAUCGUGACAGGGAGAGGGCCAGAGAUCGGUCAGAGAGAGAACGAGAGCGUGAAGAGCGUCACCGGGACUCAGAACGGGACCGCGACAAAGAUCGAAAGCGAUCUCGACAUGAUCGACACCGAGAGGAGGGGAAGGGCGGAGAUUACGACUACGACCACGAGCGAAGAAACGACGACUACGACGAUGAAGAGUCCCGUCAUCGCUCACGAAGACAUAAAAGAGAACACCGACGUGACGGCAUGGAUGAAUCCUUUGUCUCCAACGACGGCACGCCUACACCGAACAAUCAGCCACACACUAACGGCCGAUCCUCAUCCCAUAAUCGCCACCAUCAGCCAUCGCAUUCCCACCGUUCAAGCAAAACAGCCACACCAGCACCAUCAACAACCAUCAUCGCAUCUGCGGCGGCUGCGGCGGCACCGCCCAAGGAUCCACAUACAUUAGAACGUGAAGCACGCAACCGCGAGCGCAUGCUCAAGGAACAGCAACGGCGUGAAAAGGCCAAACAAGCCAGUGGUGGUCCAUCCAGCGGCAGUCGCCGCGUCACUUACAAGUACGAAGACGAGAUUGAGAGAGGCCUAGUCGAAGGUGAACGCGACCGAGCCAGCGCCCGGUGGCGGUAGCAUCACCUGUCGUCAUGCAGAUGAACAACAAGACUAGUUCUUAACAUUCAGUCUGGCCCGGCUUCAAGUCCAAUAUGUUUCUUGUGUGGGUUCUGGGUCUUUCUUUGGUUCAUGUGUUCUCGGUUGCACCCCCAACAUGGACAAAUGAACACCGUGCAAUGGAUGUGAAUGGAUGGGGGAGGGAGUAGAUAUGUGUGUAAAAGAUUUCACACACAAUCUCCCGGCCCUAGUGAAUGAGGAAGGAAUACAAAUGACAGGGGAUUCAUGAACACGAGCAGGUGAAUUUAUCUAGCUCAUUCUUAAUGGCGGUGCGCCCGCCUUAGUAUUGUAUGAAAAUCACUCAGCCCCGACGAUGGUUGGAUUGGCUGGGUGUUGUUUGUGUUUGACUGCUUGAUGGAUCAAUCCUCUUUACAGCUAAUGUUUAUAUUUUCCCUCCCCG